AGUAGCGAUUCCACCAACAGCAACAAAUUCUUACAUGACUGCUGUGAUGUUGUUAUGUUGAAUGCGACUUUUUUUUUAUCGGAUCUUGAUAAAACUGGAAUAAUUCACCGCACCGAACUUUGCCGUUAUACAGCCGGAUGAUUUUUGAUAUUCACGAGACCUGAGAUUUUUGUCUGUUAUUGGACACGGGAGAAAAUCAGUUUCUGCGCAAUGUGUUGUAGAUUUUUUCGGAUUUAAGGACUUGGCACGCAAAUCGGUAAGAUUACUCCUCCAAGUUUAUAUUUGGACUUAAUGACCUGAUUUUAAUGUCAGAAAAGCAGCAGAGCUGAAUUUCAAACUUUUCAAGCAUAAUGAUAACACUUUAUUUUAAGGUGAAAGUGAGACUUUCAAAUAUAGUAUAUCACUGUGAAGCGAUGGUGAACAGUGCGCUCUUUCCAUGCCACCUUUAAUACAUCAUUUUGUGGACAUUUUUUUUUCAUUUUUUCGUCAGACCUCUCAUAAAAACAACAAAGUAGCUUGGUCAAUGGAGUGUGGCAACGCGACCAACGGAACUUUGCCCUAUGCUUUUGGGACCUCAGUCGCCCUAACGAUUGGCCUUCUUGUAGGAAUUCUCAUUCUACUGACAGUAUUUGGCAACGUCUUGGUUGUGAUAGCUGUAUUUACGAGUCGCUCCUUACGAGCGCCCCAAAAUCUGUUUCUAGUCUCCUUGGCAUCCGCAGACAUACUGGUGGCAACCCUGGUCAUGCCAUUCUCUCUGGCAAAGGAACUCAUGGGAUGCUGGUACUUUGGCACAGUGUGGUGUGAAAUUCACCUGGCUCUCGACGUUUUCUUUUGCACGUCAUCGAUUGUCCAUCUGUGCGCCAUAAGUUUGGACAGAUACUGGUCCAUCACUCAAGCUAUAGAAUACAACCUGAAACGAACUCCACGAAGGAUAAAAUGCAUACUUUUCAUCGUUUGGGUAAUCGCUGCCGUCAUUUCUUUUCCACCUUUAAUAUCCACGGAAAAGUCGGGGACCACGGGGGAGUGCAAGAUCAACGACAAGCAGUGGUAUAUAAUCUCCUCCAGUAUCGGCUCGUUCUUCGCCCCCUGCAUCAUUAUGAUUCUAGUGUACAUUCGAAUAUACCAAAUCGCAAAGAAACGAACAAGGGUUCCUCUGGGUACAAGAGACAACGGCCCUGCAGAGAGGAGGCAUAACGGCUUCGCCGACAGGGUCUCUCCGGAGAGGUUAAACGGAGAGGCUGCACGAGAGAACGCGGUUGUCCGAGAAGGUGAAAUCAAUGGCGUUGACAUGGAAGAGUCGUCAUCGUCCGACCACAACGUAAAGAACCCGUGUUCCAUGAAAGCGAAAAAAGGUAAGGGGAAAACCAAGAUCAGUCAAAUCAAGCCUGGAGAUAAUCUCCCCAAACAAGAGACUGAACGGAGCAUCAGACGUAGCAGGUGGAAAGGACGCCAAAACAGAGAAAAACGGUUCACUUUUGUUCUGGCAGUGGUGAUAGGAGUUUUUGUGGUCUGUUGGUUUCCGUUUUUCUUCACAUACUCACUGACCGCUUUUUGUGGCGCCGACUGCGUACCCGAAACUCUGUUUAAGUUCUUUUUCUGGUUUGGGUACUGCAACAGCUCUCUAAAUCCAGUUAUAUACACAAUAUUCAACCACGAUUUUAGGAGAUCGUUUAAAAAGAUCCUUUGUAAGGGCGAGAAAAAACGAAUGGUUUAAAUAUCGACCGGACUGCUUUUUGUCGACACUGAUAAGAUGAACAGUUCAUUCUUGAUGAGCAAGUGUUGCACUUGGGAGAGACACACUUGAGCAGAUCAAUGUAUUACAAAGAGGAAGCCAGGCUUAAAAGACUUGGAAUUGUUUUACGCGACGGUGCAGUGUGUGUACAUAGUCUACGUGUAAUGUAUUUUAAAAACGUUUUGAUGGACAACUGGAAACCACGCACAGUAAUGGAAAGAUGUGAGAACUAUCACAAAAAGGAAGCUAUUCCUCUUUCGUCAACGCUUCGACUUAUGGAAGUACCAUGCAAACGCCCACACGUACAUUAUUAUGUAAAUAGUUUUUAUGCUGUAAUGUUGUAUUUCAUAAAAAAAUAGCUGUUGGAUAUUUCAUGUGAGCUGUCAUUUUAAGGUAUUUUUGCCAAUACCACAUAUUGUGCUUGUCUUUGUAUUUCCGAACUGAGUGGUUAUUGUGAAUAUAACUGCAACUAUAAAAAGUGAACAAAAUAUUUACAACAUGUGAGAUGUAAUAAGUAAUUAUAUCUCUGGACAAUGAUUUGAGCUUUUGUUCUGAGAACCCUGAUUAUCUGUUACAGUAAACAUUUGGUGAAUAUUAUCUCACAAAUAUAUCACAACUUUACACUUUUCAACAAUUAAUGCUGGUAUUACAUUAAUACGUACCUAAACACACACACGUGAAUAAAUUACUGAAACAUGUUAUUU
Anguilla anguilla (European eel) is the source of this 2436-nucleotide messenger RNA. Its product is annotated as alpha-2A adrenergic receptor-like. Bases 437 to 1714 code for a protein of 425 amino acids. Gene Ontology annotation, cellular component: membrane. Gene Ontology annotation, biological process: adenylate cyclase-activating adrenergic receptor signaling pathway. Gene Ontology annotation, molecular function: adrenergic receptor activity. The record is from RefSeq and is a predicted model, not a curated record. NCBI's taxonomy places the organism in Eukaryota, Metazoa, Chordata, Actinopteri, Anguilliformes, Anguillidae. The transcript has a single exon.